Beta vulgaris subsp. vulgaris (sugar beet) is the source of this 2163-nucleotide messenger RNA. RefSeq names its product zinc finger BED domain-containing protein RICESLEEPER 1-like. Gene Ontology annotation, molecular function: protein dimerization activity; DNA binding. The record is from RefSeq and is a predicted model, not a curated record. NCBI's taxonomy places the organism in Eukaryota, Viridiplantae, Streptophyta, Magnoliopsida, Caryophyllales, Amaranthaceae. The transcript has 2 exons. The coding region runs from base 1 to 2163 and encodes 720 amino acids.
AUGUCAUCUAUGCCAGUGGAGGAUGGUUACAAUGAAUAUGUUGCUCCUAAGCGUAAGAGGACGAAGAAAUCCUUGGUGUGGCGUGAGCUACAAGAAGGAAAGAAUGAACAAGGUGAUGUAAUUGCUACUUGUAAGCAUUGUGGGAUUGAUUUAGUUUCCGGGUCAAAAAGUGGCACAUCUCAUUUAAAACGUCAUUUGUUAGAGAGAUGUCCAAAAAGGCCUAAUGGAGUUCCACUAGGGGAGGCGGACAAUGACGAUGAGGGUAGAGAAUUUGUAUUUGACAUGAAAGAACUAAGGAAGGAAAUUUUACUCUAUGUUGUAGAAGGUUCUCGUCCAUUUUCUACGGUUGAGGAUAAAGCUUUUAGGCGAAUGAUGUUUAAAGCUACUCCACAUUUUAAGCCUUUUAGUCGGACUACACUAACUAGAGACCUUUUUUCCAUGUAUUAUUCUGAUAGAGAAAAGUUGAAGACCAUAUUAUUGAGUGCACCUGGUUUUAUUUGCUUGACAACUGAUAAUUGGAAAUCAUCUCAUAUAUGGCAACAUUAUAUUUGUAUAACCGUCCAUUUUGUUGAUAAUGAUUGGAAACUACAUAAGAGAAUCCUCAUGUUUAAGGCAUUGUCUCCUCCUUGUGAUGGAGAAAGCAUUUCCGAAGAAAUUUAUAUGUUUCUUAACCAUUGGAGAAUAGAUGAUAAGGUGUUAAGUUUAACGGUUGACAAUGCCUCUUAUAAUGAUGCUAUGAUUACUCACUUGCGGACUCGUUUGGUAGCAAGAGGAGUGUUGAUACAUGGUGGUUGUUUUUUCCACAUUAGGUGUUGUGCUCACAUAAUUAAUUUGAUAGUUCAAUCCGGAUUAGGUCUUAUUCAAAGCAUCUUAGAUAGUGUUAGAAACUUGGUGAAAAUGAUUACGAGGUCUUCAUCUAGAAGUAAAGACUUUUACGAGGUUGCACAAAAGAAUUUUCAUCUAGAUGUUAAAAGAAAACUUCACUUGGAUAUGCAAAUUCGUUGGAAUUCGACAUAUAAAAUGCUUGAUAAUGUCUUAUACUACAAAGUUGUGUUUCUUCAUUUGGGAUCGGUGCAUGUAGCUUUGAAACUCUUUUAUGAUGUGACGUGUAUGUUCUCGGCCAAUAAAUCUCCAACAUCUAAUAUUUAUUUCAAGGGUGCUUGGAUGGUUCAUCGUCGUUUGGUUGAAACAUCUAAGGGGCCACAUGUUUUCUUAGGAGAUAUGGUGAAACCUAUGUUGAAAAAAUUUGACACAUAUUGGUCGGAGUAUAAUGUGUACUUAUCUUGUGCGGCCAUACUUGAUCCAAGGUUCAAAGUUAAGUUUGUUGAGUAUUGUUUUGAUAAGUUGUUUGGUCCGGAUGAAGCUAUGAUAAAGGUUGGAGAAGUGUUGACUACCUUAAGGUCUUUAUAUAAUGAGUACAAGUUAAGAUCUUCAACUUCACCUAUUGUUGUCCCUACUCCUACUAGUGCUAUAGAUGAUGACUUAUUUGAUGAUUAUCAUAGUUAUAGUUCAAGAAGUACUAGAACUCAAACCACAAAGUCACAACUUGACUCGUAUUUGGAGGAUCCGGAGCGUGACUUGAAUUCGGAGUUGAAUGUACUAGAAUUUUGGCAACAAAAUGUAGUGAGAUUUCCGGAUCUUGCUUCUUUGGCUCGAGAUUUACUAAGUAUUCCGGUUAGUACGGUGGCUUCGGAGUCGGCUUUUAGUCUUAGUGGAAAGAUUAUUUCUCCUAAUCGUAGCUCAUUGAAACCAAAGACGGUACAAGCAUUAGUGUGCACUCAAGAUUGGCGCCGUGAUGAGCACAAUGUUCCUUUGGAUUUGGAUCUUGAUUGUAGCUCGGGUGAUGAUAUGGAUGAAGAGAAGAUCCAACAGCUCCUACGGGAUCUUUGUGACAUAGACGAGGUAGAAGUUGAGGUAUCUUCAAUCAGAAGCUUAGAACUUGGCUCAGAAGAAGUUCGAGCAAUGUGUCCCAUGAAAUUAGGCCUUCUGACAAUCCUCACUGCUGAUUUGUUUCUUCUUUUUUCUGAACUGUUCUCAGAAACACUGGAACACUUGACUUUUAAUUUGUUCUUUUUCGAGGAAAUCUUAGAGAGUGGUGAGAUAAUUGGACGGUUACUAGGUACUUUAAUGGUACAAAUUCGGGCUGCCUCUAAAUUGCUGUAA